AUGUCGGACACAUCAAUUCAAAAGUUGCCCAAUCUCGAACUGGCCCAUUAUCGUUUUAUUCUGAAUAAUCCCAAAACCCCCGAACACCAUGAAGAAGCAAAAAAUAAUCUGCUAGCCGCGAUCGAGGAAAAUAAAAUGGCGCCAUUUUACCAACUCAUCGCGGAUGAAGUUAAAAUCCCCCUCGAUAAAACUUUACUUGCCAAAUAUCAAGAAGCAAAUAAAGAAGAGUUACAGAAGUUAGACGAAAGGUUUCAAGACGCCGAGAAAAAUCUCGGAGAAACAGAAAUCAGCGAUGCUUUAUUAGCCAAGGCUGAUUACUUUGCCAAAAUUGGGGAUAAGGAAAAAGCACUCUCCGGAUACGGUGCAGCAUUAGACAAAACGGCGGGAUUAGGAUCCCGAAUUGACAUAAUCUUUUCCUUUGUGCGGAUCGGUUUUUUCUUUAAUGAUAACGAUAUCAUCAGUCGUAACAUAGAGCGGGCAAAAAGCAUGAUCGAGGAAGGUGGCGAUUGGGAUCGACGAAAUCGCCUUAAAGUGUAUGAGGGGAUCUAUAGGUUAUCGAUACGCGAUUUCAAGACGGCCGCAAAUUUGUUUCUCGAUACACUUUCAACAUUCAUGUCGACCGAAUUGAUGGAAUACAAGACUUUUAUAAAAUACGCCGUUUUGGCAGGUGCCAUCUCCCUCAGCAGAGUAGAUCUGAAAAAGAAGGUGAUUGAUGCACCCGAAGUAUUAGAAGUCUUGCACGAGAUACCACAUUUGGAAGAUUUUAUCACAUCUCUCUACAACUGUGAAUAUGCGAAAUUUUUCCAAGCCCUUGCUGAUGUAGAACGAAAUCAUCUUCGCACCUCAAGAUAUUUGUUCUCACAUUUACGGUAUUACGUACGUGAAAUGCGCAUAACUGCGUACGCACAGCUUUUGGAAUCAUAUCGUUCGCUCACCAUGGAAAGCAUGGCAAAUUCGUUCGGUGUAUCGGAGGAAUUUAUCGACAAUGACGUCUCCAAGUUUAUCGCUGCCGGACGACUUAACUGUGUCAUUGACAAAGUAAAUGGAAUUGUAGAGACCAAUCGGCCUGAUGCAAAGAAUGCGCAAUAUCAACAGACAAUUAAACAAGGUGAUAUCUUGUUAAAUCGUAUCCAAAAGUUAUCUAGGGUCAUCAAUGUAUAG
This is a messenger RNA of Acaulospora morrowiae, 1161 nucleotides long. The record is from the annotation of a GenBank genome assembly. Lineage: Eukaryota; Fungi; Glomeromycota; Glomeromycetes; Diversisporales; Acaulosporaceae.